AAAGGGGAGAGAGGGGGGACAAAAAGGCGCUUUCGUAAUUUUUACGCACCAGAAAGCAAUAACGGAAUACAAGGGGGACAGACCGAUUCAGUCAAUACUUCAAUUCUGUUAUGAAGCGAGAAUGAGCAACGCAGAAGACAGCGGGAGCAAGUGCUCGUCGGGCCCGAUUUCCAGCUUUACCAUCCAGUCUAUUCUGGGCACGCCGUCCGAUGCGCCUCGCUCCGGGACCAAGGCUCUCUCCAAGGGUCCGCCGCCUCCACCGCCGCUGCCUGUGCCGCUGCAGCGAAGGCGCUCGCUGUCGGUGUCCUCCGAGGACGAGUGCAGCGGCGGGGAGGACUCAGCGGACUGCUUCUGCUCCGACACCGGUCACAGCGAGCCAUGCAGCCAAGCGCACAACUUCUCAUGUUUAGGUGCCGCUAAAGGACUCAUGUCUGGGAGCGACGCGCUGGCACGGCGGCCGCACCUUGCGCACCAGCCUCUGCUGAAGGACUAUAAGGAGGAGCAGGAGCGGCCGUGCCACCAGAUGUCACCGCUGUCGGAGGAGAGACACUCGGACGGCGCGGACAAGACGGGCAACUCGGCCAAGAAGAAGACGCGCACGGUUUUCUCCCGGAGUCAGGUGUACCAGCUGGAGUCCACCUUCGACAUGAAGCGCUACCUGAGCAGCUCGGAGCGGGCCUGCUUGGCCUCCAGCCUGCAGCUGACGGAGACUCAGGUCAAGACGUGGUUUCAGAACCGGAGGAACAAAUGGAAACGGCAGCUCUCGGCCGAGCUGGAGGCGGCCAACAUGGCCCACGCCUCCGCACAGACACUGGUGGGGAUGCCGCUGGUUUUCAGAGAUAACUCCUUACUGCGCGUCCCCGUCCCGCGGUCUAUCGCCUUUCCGACGCCCCUGUAUUACCCGGGGAGCAACCUGCCAGCGUUACCUUUAUACAACCUGUACAACAAGAUCGAGUAUUGAUUGACUCUACUGUAUGUUCACCACUGCAGUCCACGUAAAAAAAAACUCAUUACUACAAUACAUUCAUAUAAGUGUCUCCACAUUAACCCCUGUAUAUCAAUUGUACCACUUUAUUUGUUGAGGAACUUAUUAUGCAGCAGCUGUGCGUCUCACGAGAAAGCCACCAAGCUUCCCUAUAUGUAUAAAAAUACACCAUGUGUAUAAUUAAUUAUAAUAAUUUUGUAUUUUUAUUGUAUUUUUCUCCUUUAACUGGUAAAACACUGGAGUUUAGGAUUCAUAUCACGAUGGAGAAAUGUUUUUUUAAUUCAUCACAGGUUCGUUGAACAAAUUGCAAAACAGCAGUCAGUCAUUUUAUUUCACCUGACAGGAACUAAUACUGCUGACAGGAAGAGAACACUUCUUCCAUUUAAAGGGGAAAAUACCAUCGUUUCUAUUGUAAUUUAGAUCUUCAAUAAUAACCUUCUCAUUCAAUAAAUUUUCUAUUUCAGUGAAAAUUGGGCUGGCUUGGUUUUAUUUUAUGCAAUGUUUAUUUUUGUGUGCUAUGACUUUACUGUUAACAGGACUGCAUUUUUGGCACGGACGGUAAAUAUUUAGUGAAAAAGGCAAAUGUUAUUUUUUACUCAGUUAUCUUAAAAAAAAUGUGUCUUAUAAAAAAAAAAAUCAUACAAACACAUUCUAUUAUGAGGCAUUAACAACCCAUGAUAAUCUACUAUAUUAAAGGAUCGUGAUACUUUUAUUAGCUGCUCUCAAAAUAAGUGAGGAAAAAGAGCUGGUGGGAAUUAUAUAAAAAUUGUAUUUUACAUAAAUGUAGACUCUUACAUCUUUACCCCUUACCAUUACAUCAACUGUUUUUUGACAGGUGCAUUUCAAUUUAAUCUCUGGACGUUUUUUAAAAUGGAUGUAAUAUGAAGUGUAACACAGUCGUCCCUCUGCGAGACUCGUACUGUAGCUUCCAUAUUUGUUUGACU
Messenger RNA from Paralichthys olivaceus (Japanese flounder), 1929 nucleotides. RefSeq names its product H6 family homeobox 2 (gene hmx2). Gene Ontology annotation, biological process: regulation of transcription by RNA polymerase II. Gene Ontology annotation, cellular component: nucleus. Lineage: Eukaryota; Metazoa; Chordata; Actinopteri; Pleuronectiformes; Paralichthyidae. The record is from RefSeq and is a predicted model, not a curated record. Gene Ontology annotation, molecular function: DNA-binding transcription factor activity, RNA polymerase II-specific; RNA polymerase II transcription regulatory region sequence-specific DNA binding.